CAAUGUUCAUGCAUUCAUCAUGAUCCGUGUGAUUCAAUUUGUCUCUGUUUUUCAUUAGUGCAUUCCGUUGCACUGUUUGUUCUCAUUUUACUGUUGUUGUUCACGUCUCAAUGGUUCGUAUUGCUAUUUUGGUUGAAAUUACAUUGCGAUAUUCGUGCACUAUAUAAAUUGUUUUUCAUCAUCGUUUGCAUAAAAAGGAUUGUGGUCGUGUUCAAUAUUCUUCAAUUGAAAUUCAUUCGCAAUUUGGUGGUGUGCGCGACAAAGUGGGAGAGAGCGAUAGAGAGAGAAAGCAGACAACAACCAGUGAAAAAAUAUAUGUUUUCUGUGAAUCAUGACCAUUGAUUGCACGGAUUGGAAUUGAUGUGAAAAUAAGUUUCAAUUGAAUGUGUACGCUGAUAUUAUUCGAUGUGAAGUGUGCCAGUCAGUGUUUUUAAAUGUAUGCAGAGAAAAUAAUUUUUCUAUAAAAUGUUUUUGUGAAAGUCGUAGGAAGUGGAAUAGAAAAAAAAAUACGAAACAAGGUACUCUGAAUGACUGACAGAAGCGCAAGAAAGACCAUUCAAAAUUGAAAACUAAAAUACUCAAACGACAAAAAUAAACAUUGAAGCACAUACACACAUACACACAGAAAAGAAUAACAAUUGAAUCAUUAUGCCAAAAUUGAGCGAUAAAUUAAGUGAAAGGAGUGGUAACACAGUGCGAAACCAUCAUCGAUUGUUGAUCGAUGGCUUCAGUAACUACGAAGAUGAUUCAUUACCCGAUUACAGUGAAUUCGAUAGUGAGUCUGUGGUACUAGACUACCGCAGAGAAAGCCGAAAAUUUGCACAACCGGCCAAAAUGUCGGCACCAAUGACAACAAUUGAAACGGUCACCAUUACACGACCUUUAAAGGUAAUCGCAUUCAUAUGUGGCAUUAUUGUAAUUAUCCUUUUGAUAAUGGCCUUAACAUCAACUGAUUGGCUAUUGUCGAGUGGCUGGCGGCAGGGAUUGUUCUCACACUGCAUCGAGGAUCUCACUCAGCCAAUACCAUUCAACUAUGAAGCAAAAGAAGGAGAAGGAUGCUACCCGAGCCGAGAUGUUUAUUAUAUUAAAGCCACGGCCGCUUUGUGUAUACUCAGUCUGAUCACAGACAUUAUCGCAACCGUUUUAACGGGAAUUGGUUUACACACAAAAAAUCAAAACAUAAAGUACAAGUUCUAUCGGCGAGCUGUACUCAUUAUGUUGGUAGCAUUAAUUUCGGUUUUAGUGGCUCUCAUCAUGUAUCCGCUGUGUUUUUCGGGCGAAUUAAGUUUAGGCAAUCGUCCGAUAUGGGAAUUUGGAUAUGCGUAUGGUGUCUGCUGGGGUGCAGCUAUUUUCUUAUUCGGUGGUGUUAUUUUAUUGUUAUGCGAUAAAGAAUCAGAAGAGAUUUACUUUAAAGAACGUAAAAUCGUACACAAUACACAACUACAAACCUAGGCCAGAUCGCACGCCCUGCCACAUCAUUUGCCAGAUGUCGUUCUCUAAGCUGAGUUUUCUUUCAUUUUUUAUACAUAUAAAUUAUAUAUAAAAUAAGUAUCAAGAAGAAGAAAAACAAACACACAUAUAUAUACAUACACACACUGACAUGAUACAAUAUGAGAUGAACAGUUGUUUAUGCGAAAUAAAACCGAAAAAUUGACGCAAACAGCACGCAAUAUUCGCAUCUCCCUGAGUCCGUCAACACACACAUACAAACAAUAUUGCGACAGUUUUUCAUGUCAUUUUCUCACAUAGACACACAUUUCAAAUCGAAAUUGAUAUGCACAUUUCGGAUCAAAAAGCAGUCUAUGUAUUUCGGAUAGAUAUCCAUCCGAGAUAUUUUAGAAUAUCUGGAUAUUCAACGCAACUGCACAGUGCCAGAGCUGUUUGCAUCGCAAAUAGAAUCUACGGUAGGUCGCUACGUAUAUGUGUAUCAACUUGAUACUAUCAAGUGCCGCACGUACACAGUCACACUUUGUCUGUAUUUUUCGUGUAGCGACAUAACGUAGGUUAUAUGUGAGACGCACACAGCUCUGGCCCUGUGCAGUUGCGUUAAAUAUCCAGAUAUUCUAAAAUAUCUCGGAUGGAUAUCUAUCCAAAAUACAUAGACUGUCAAAGAGAUAUACAAGUAAAAUCAAAACAACCGGGAAAAUGAAUCUCAUGUCGACACAAAAAAAAAUCAUUUACACAAUUUUUAUAGAUCAUUUAUUUAGCUUCAUAAAUUCAACUAAAAAAAAUACCACACUUUUUAAUUUACACAUUAAUUGUGUGAGAAUUAUAUAUAUUUGCGACCAUUUAAAGCAUACCAUACAGACAAUAUAUUUAGCUGCCGUCAUCUGGAUAUUACAGCUCAUCUGGAUAUCGUCAGCAGAUGAUACGAAGUGAAAA
Messenger RNA from Contarinia nasturtii (swede midge), 2382 nucleotides. Its product is annotated as transmembrane protein 47. The coding region runs from base 649 to 1452 and encodes 267 amino acids. Lineage: Eukaryota; Metazoa; Arthropoda; Insecta; Diptera; Cecidomyiidae. Gene Ontology annotation, cellular component: cell-cell junction; membrane. The record is from RefSeq and is a predicted model, not a curated record. The transcript is spliced from 7 exons. Gene Ontology annotation, biological process: cell-cell adhesion.